AUGGUGGAUAUCGAUCCUAUGAGGCCAUGUCAGUUAAGGGUUUCCAGUGAGAAAUUCCUUCUUCCACCGGUACGGCCGACAGACGCCAAUAAAAAGUGCCUUAUCAUCGACCUCGAUGAGACGCUGGUCCAUUCCUCUUUCAAGCCGGUCAAGAAUCCGGACUUCGUGAUUCCGGUUGAGAUCGACGGCAUCGUGCAUCAGGUGUACGUGCUGAAACGACCAUAUGUGGACGAGUUUCUCGCUCGGAUCGGCGAUCGAUACGAGUGUGUGCUGUUCACGGCCAGUCUUGCCAAGGUAAGCAUUACCCGUUGA
Ostertagia ostertagi is the source of this 312-nucleotide messenger RNA. The record is from the annotation of a GenBank genome assembly. Lineage: Eukaryota; Metazoa; Nematoda; Chromadorea; Rhabditida; Trichostrongylidae.